Molecule: messenger RNA, 7264 nt
Organism: Closterium sp. NIES-67
Lineage: Eukaryota; Viridiplantae; Streptophyta; Zygnematophyceae; Desmidiales; Closteriaceae
Source: the annotation of a GenBank genome assembly
CAUUGCCCUUCCUCGCUUGACGUCUCUUGCUAUACUGUACUUCGUUUUGCUUACUACCUAGCGUUAUCAGCAAUCCCUGAUCUCACUCGCUGGGAAAUAAUAUCGUUCUCAAUCGUAACGUCCGUUUAUGGCGUAGUCUCUCGAUUCCGUGUUUUUGUAAUGGCUUCCCGCGGAUCCUCUUACAUUGGAAUUCGUCAUGCGCCGCCCUUUCGGCGUGGCUCUGGCCGCGGGGCUCCAAGUACGGCUAGGUCAGCGCGGCACCCGAUAAUGCUUUCGCGAACAAGACAUAUCAGAACCUUCGUGAGCUGCUGUAAUGCGGAUCCCAGGCUAGGCUAGCACUAGCCCUAGCACUAGCACUGGCACUAGUAACUCGCAUCCCCGUUCUAGUAGUCGUCUCGACACAACCAUGGGGCAGGCGAAUUCCACCUUCGAACGCCCGGGCUCGCCCCCCUGCACGCCCGCCGGCCGCUACCCGCCGCUCUUUCCGCCGUCCCCUUCCGCCGCGCUGCCCUCCCCGCGCCUGAGCACUCCGCGCGCGUGGCACCCGGACGUGGUGCGCGCGGUGUUCUCCGACAGCGACUGCGUGCACGACGCCGUCUCGGGUCUCCUCACGCAGUACGUCGAGAAGAUCGUCGGCGCCACGGACGCCAACUACCGCGACCCGGACUCCAUAGAGGCCAUCUUCUUAGCCGGUCCCGCCACCGGCAGUGGCGGCGGCGGCGGUGGCGGCGGCGGUGGAGGUGGCGGCGGUGGAGGUGGGGGGGGACAGCUCCGCCUCGCGACCGCGGCGGCGGUCAGCGCAGGCGCAGCUGCGCCAGUGGGUAAUUGGCCCCCAGAUCCCUCCAGACGAUGUUCCCCGCCACUCGCCCAGACUGCUGGGGAAGAAGCCUCCACCGGCUCCUCAGCUGCUGCGUUUGUAGUCGCCGCAGCUGCGGGGGACGGUAGCGCUACAGGCGGCGCUACAGGCGGCGCUACAGGCGGCGCUGCAGGCGCUACAGGCGCUACAGAUGCAGCCCCUAAAUCCGCGUCGCAGCAGCAGCCGUCGCUGCAUCCGCUGAAACGUCUGUCGAGCCGCCGGCUGGUGGCGGCGCCCGUGGCGCGCGCGCGCGAGGCGGCGACGAGCGAGGCGCUGGAGCAGCUGGAGGGCGCGAUGCGACAGCUGGCGCGCGCCGAGUACGACUGGCUCGUGAGCAAGAUCGCGGAAGCUUCCGCGAUGGCGGCUGGGAAUAAGGAGAUAAGCAGCGCCAAUAGCGGCGGGGGGGGCGGAGGCGGAGGCGGAGGGGGAGGCGGAGCGGGGGGAAGGAGCGGGCGGAGCAUUGCGGGGAUUGGGAGCAUCAGUCAGCGGUUUACCCGGAGCAGCAGCUCUAGGUCCGGGUUUGGUCCGGCGAGCUCCCGAACCGGGAAUGCAGGCUCGGUGCCCCCGCCACACCCAUUCCCCCGCAGCUCGUCGCAGAAACCAGGGCACAGUCGCUCGCUGUCGCUGGGGCAGGCGCUGUCGCACAGCCACGCGAGCAGCCAAUCAGAUGCGAGCGCGAAACCGUCCCACAGUCGCUCACUGUCGCAGGGGCACUUGAGUCUAGAAGCGGCGAAGGUAGAAGAGGUGUUCGUGGUGGGGCUGGCCAUGUGGGUCGAAUUCUGGAAGCAGUGGGCCAAACCUGCCAGCCACGGCGCUGCCGGAGCUGCAGCCUCGGCGCUAGGCUCGGGAUUAGGGUCGGCGGCGCAGGGGGGGAAGGGGAAGGAGAGGGUUUUGGGUGGAAGUUCCGUGCUGGAGGUGCAAUUGGACGGGUUAAGUUGCAAGAAACCCUUGGAAGAAGGGACGUUUUUCUCAGUUGACCUUGAUGAUGGGGAUGAGAAGGCGGGGAGAGGGGAAGCGGAGGGGGGAAUGGUAAGUGUUGAUUUAAGUGGUGGGUGCGAGGAGGACGAGAGGGAAAGAAGGGGAGGGAGUGGAAGGGAGGGGGGUUCUGGAAGCUUCAGGGAAGCUUCUGGCAAGGAUAAUCAGGAGGGCAAUCGACCUAAUGGGGGGAAGCAUGAGGUAAGGCAAAAGAGCCAACGGGUUAAAUUUAUUGCUCCACUGACUGUUUAUAACUCUUCCAGCCGAGAAGUAGAGACCAUCGACAGUAACGGAUCCCUCUCUAACGAGGAUAGCCAGAGCCCGGACAGCAGAGGCUCCAGCGGCGAAAGCUUUGAAAACACCGACUAUGCGUCUAACGCGACAGGCCAUUAUAACGAGUACAACGAGUAUGUCGAGUACACUCUCAGCAGCAGCAGCUACACUCCCACGAGCUACACCUCUGGCGGCAGCAGCGGCACGCCAUUCGCAGCAGCCUGCGCCCCCCACGGCCCCUAUGGGGUCCACGUGGCGGAGCUAGAGGGCGACCUGAGGGCUGAGGCGGGCCGGCAGCUGCAGGAGCAGCUCGUGGCGGCCCUGCUUGACGGCACAGAGGGCGCGCUGGGGGAGGGGCUAUCUGGGGGGGGUGCUGCAGCUGGCGGUGGUGGUGGUGGUGCGUUUGGUUUUCGCAGCAGUAGCAUCAGCAGCACCAACAGAGGCAGCUUCAGCAGGAGCAGCAGCUUCGGCAACAGCUUCGGCAACAGCUUGGGUAGCGGGUUCGGUGGCUACAGCAGCGCGGGGGAAGUUGGGAUCGGCAGUGGGCUUGGCUGUAGCAGCUACAACCCAGCUCUGGACGUGGUGAAACGGCUCAGAAGCGCCUCCUUCUCCUACUCCUCCUCUUACUCUCACGCCGUGGACCAGCACUCUGCUAACAGCAGCCCUGCAGGCACGCCCACCCCCCCUCCCCCCCCUCUGCAGCACACGGACGUGGUUCGGAUAUUAGGCUUGGCAGCCGCAGUGUCGAACCACAUGCCUGUGAGUGCCGCUGUGUGCGUGCUCCGGCUGCUCGAUAGGCUCGGGCGGCAGGAUUGGUUGACGGGAGGAGGAGCGGGGAGUGCAGGGAAAGGGGGGAAGGGGAGGGGGAGAGGUGGGGGGAGGAGAGGGCGGGGCGCGGCGGUGGCUGCAGCUGCUGCUAAGGCUGCUGCUGCGUCGGCGGCGAGAGCAGAAGCAUUAAGAAGAGGAGGGGGGAUGUGGGACGGUGGUGGUGUGAGUGGGGGGGGGAGAGGAGGGUUGUUAGAAGAUGAGGAGGAGGACGAGGAGGGGGAGGAGGAGGGGGAGGAGGAGAGGGUGGGAGGGAGAAACAGUGAUGGCGGUGAUUGUGAUGAUGGCAUUAAUGGUGGUGAUUCCGAGGCAGCGGCGGAGGCUCGGGAGGCGCUGGAUCGGGAGAUGGAGGCUCGGGAGUGCCGCAUGUUCGUGCUGCAGUGCCUCCUAGACCUGGUAGACGCGCUUGCCCUCAAAUGCAGAUUAAGACUAAGACCAGCGGGGUCCAGUGCAUAUGUAGAUGGGCUGGACGGGAUGGGGGGGAUGGGGGGGCUGAGAGGGAUGAAUGGGGUCACAGGGAUGGAAGGGUAUGGAGAGGGGGUGUACGGAGCGGUAGCGACCCCAACAGGGAGUGUGACAGUUAUGAAAGGGUUUCAGGACCAGGAAGAGUUGGCAGCAGCAUCAACGGCAUUCCAGAAGCAGAAGUCUUGGAGCAUCAAGGACUCUGCUGCUGCUGCAUUCUACAGAAACUCGUCAACUGCUGCUGGAGGGAGAGCAGCAGCAGGGUUCUGUGAGUCUGAUGACAGCGCCAACAGCAAUGGGUUCAACCCCUCUCUCUUCCAACGCCAACCCUCCUGGGUGGGAGGAAAGCCUGCUGCUGCUCUCGGCGCCUCUGCUGCUCCCUACCCGCCGGGUCCUGCGCUCUCCUCCUCACUGCGCCGCCAGCCCUCGUGGUGUGGCACUGCGGCGUUCCAGCGCCAGCCGUCCCUCGGCUUCCGCAGCAAAAUCGGCGCUCUGUUUCUGGACGAGGAGAGAGAGGCAGGAGGAGGGGCGUGGGGGGAAGGAGGGGAGGGAGGGGAGGAGGGUGGCAUGGGGGAUCUGUCCAAGGUGUGGCGGCGAAGGGGGACGAUAGGCUCAGGUGCGGGCCGGGCCGGCAGCAUAUCUGUUUCCAACGCCCCCCCUGCUCCUGUGCGCCGUGCCACCGCUGGGGCUGCUAUCGCUACUGGUGGUGCUGCUGGUGCUGCUUUUGCUUCAUCUGCUACUGUCUCCUCCUCCGCCUCCUGUUUCUUCGGCGCCACGCGCCUCACAGAGCUCGCUGAGCUCGCACUGGUCCGCUCCAUCCUCCAUGCUCCACCCCUCCCAAACACCCCAGGCUUUCCCAACGCCCCACCUCUUUCAAACACCUCAUCUGUCCACGUCUCUCAGAAGCUAAGACAGCUGGACUCGCUACUAACCACCCACGCGCUCGGCCCCGGGAUUCUCGCCCUCGUUUUGGCGGGGGAAGUUGCGGAGCUACCCCAUUUGACCCAGGACGAUCUCUGGCUCUUAGCCGAUCGUGCAGACGAGAUGGGGUGCAUGGAAGCCGCUAUAAGAAUUUCUCUUAGAGCCGCCGCUGUCGCUUAUGACGAUCUUGACACUGUAGCAGAUACGGUCCGGGUGGCGAUGGCCCCUAAUGGGACGGAGCCAGUGCCGCAGAGGAUACACAGGCUGCUCGGGGCGGCGCAUUUUGGACUGACGCACGCGCCAUCGGGCGGCGUGCGGUGGGAGUAUGCGAUGGCGUUUGGGGCGGCGUUUCUGGAGCCGCUGCGGGCGGCGGCUGCCGCCGCUGCUGCUGCUGAUGCAAGGAGCAGGGCGCUGGGGUAUGGCAGGGAGUGGGGCGGUGGGGGAGGGGGGAGAGGGGGAGGGGCAGGAGAAUGGGGAGGAACGGGAGGGGGGAUGGGAACAGGGGGGGCAGCAGUGGGAGUGGGAGGGGGCAGGGGAAGCAGUUGGGGGGUCGGAGCAACAACAGGAGCAGGAGGGGGGGUAGUAGGGGGACGGACAGCAGGAGCAGGGGGGGCGAGGAGGGACGUGGGGUACCCGUGGGCUUAUGAGGUGGCGAACGGGUUUCUGCAGCUGAGCCGCGUGUUUGGAGGGCCGCCCAGCAGAGAGGAGGAGGAGAGGGUGGGCGAGAUGAAGGCCCUGUGCGCCAAGUUCGUGAUGCGGCUCGCCAUAGAGCCGCUGCUGGUGGUGCACGAGGGGGAGGGGGAGCAGGGGGAGGGGAAAGGGGGGGAUGGGGAUGAGACAGGGGCGGAGGGGGAGGAGGGGGAAGAGGAGGGGGGGAGGAAGGGGGAGGUGGAGGGGGGAGAGGAAAGGGAGAAGGGUGGAGAGGAAUGGGGGGAUGUUAAGGAGGGUGGAGAUGAGAAGGUUGACAGCAGUAGCGGGAAGCUCUGUAAUGGAUAUAGUGCCCGGAAGAGAUUAGAAGGGAGGAAGAUUCCAGAGGGUAGGAAAACUCCGGAAGGGAGGAGGAUAAUGAGUUUCUUUAAGGUGGGCAACGAGGCCCUAAGGGAUCUGCUGGACGGGUAUGAGACGGGCGAUGGGGGGGAGACGUGUGAUUGGGGGGAGGUGGGCUGUGAAGGGAAGGGGAGUCGGAAAAGGGGUGAGAAGGGGUGUGAGAAGGAGAGUGAGAAAGCGAGUGAGAAGGGAAGUGAGACGGGAAGUGAGGAGGAGGAGAGUGAGAGAAUACGCAAUGACACUGACAAGACUGAUAGAAAGAUAAACGGAAGAGAGGAGGGGGAAGAGGUGGAGGUUGGGGAGGAGGAGGAGGAUGAGGAUGAGGGGGAUUUGGAGCCUGUGUUUGACUUCAGUAAGGGUUCAACCAUCCAUUCUCGGGACUCCCUUAUGCACCCACCACCACCACCCCUACCUCCCUUCACCAUCUUUCCUAAAUCCUCCUCCACCUCCUCCUCCUCCUCCUCCUCUCGCCACACUUCACACUCCCUCACUCCUUCGAGCGCCACUGCCACCACGGCUGUUCAUAGCGGCACUCCCACCAACGCCCGCCCUCCCCAAUCCUCCCUCCACACCCAAAACGGUCGCAUUGCUCCCCGGCCCUCUGCGCUAGGCUCGGCAGUGGCCGAAGGCCCAGAUGGCCUGCCAGCAGGGCUGAGUGCCGAGGCUGAGAGGGAGGCUCGGCAGCGGCAGGCUCGGGAGGCAGCGCUGGUUCGGUGGGCGGCGGAAGUGAGCUUUCCAGGGGUGGAGGUGGGGUGGGCGCAGUGGAAAGCGGUGGGGGGGCUGUUGGAGAGAGAGAGCGGGUUGAUGCACAAAGCGCUGCCUGUGAUGUGGGGCAAAGCCGUCAAAGGGACGUUCAAGGCAGUAACACCCGAUGGCUCUAUCCCCGAGCAGGAGAUGCUGGAGGUCUUUGACUGGGGCCUCGAGGGGCUGCUGAUCACGCUCACCUCGCCCUCCCCCCUCCGCCACGCGUCCACCCCUCGCACCCCCUCCCCCUCCUCCCUCUCCUCCUCGCCUCUCCCCGUCUCUGCUCCCUCCUCUACUUUCUCCUCCUCCUCCUCCUCCUCCUCCUCCUCCUCCUUCUCCACAUCAACCCAUUCCUCUUCCGCAGCCAAAAUCCCAAACGCCACGUCGUCUGCUCUACCCAGUACACUCCCUCCAACUGCAACCACCCAUCGGUUUCCAGAGGUCAUCCAGCAGCCCAUACCUCCCCCCUCCUCCACCUCCUUCCCGCACUCCUCCUCCACCUCCUCCUCCUCCUCCCUCGCCCCCACGCCGUCCCUCCAGCGCUCCGCCUCCUCCCUCGUCUCCGGCUGGGCCUGGAUCGAGCCGCUCAUCUCUGCCGUCGAUCCGCGGGAGAAGGACAUCGGCGAGUUAAUCCUGGCCGUUGCAGCGCGCAUGGCGGCGCAUAUCUACUGGAGAUGGCCCAGGAGGAAAGACAAUGCGCGCUACAUCGCCCGCCUGCUGCUCUACGCUCACAGGCGGUUCGGGUGGCAGCAAGGGGGGCAGGGGGGGCAGCAGCAGGGGGGACAGGGGGGGCAGCAGCAGGGGGGACAGGGGGGGCAGCUGAGGAUGCGCGCGGUGAAAGUGAGCGAGCGGCUGUGGGGGUGGAGCAUGCCCGAUGCUGCUUCCGUGCACGAGCAGUGCGAGACCAAUGAGGAGGCUCAAGAGAUCAUGGACAGCGCAAUGAUUGCAACAUGGACGGGCAUUGCAGCGUGAUUCAAGCAGCCACUGGAGUCUUGCCUUUUAAAGCGUGGCGCAAAUGAGUAAAUUCUAACCUGCAGUGGCAUGUCUGGUAACAAUAUACCGUUUCACCUGUCUGGCAUUCGAGGACAUUUCUUGCUCCUCAUUCUUGUGUACCAUGAUGUGCUAUGUAUCAGAAUAAUUGAAUAAUGGUAAAGUGAGAGU